This is a messenger RNA of Papaver somniferum (opium poppy), 696 nucleotides long. RefSeq names its product kirola-like. The transcript is spliced from 2 exons. The record is from RefSeq and is a predicted model, not a curated record. Gene Ontology annotation, biological process: defense response. Bases 125 to 538 code for a protein of 137 amino acids. NCBI's taxonomy places the organism in Eukaryota, Viridiplantae, Streptophyta, Magnoliopsida, Ranunculales, Papaveraceae.
UCCCUUGAGCACUAGUGCGUUUUGCAAGCCACACUAAGAUUUCCACAAUUAUUCUAGAUCAUCAGCAUACUGCAGGCACGGCCAUGGCUCAUGCAAUGAAGCUGAAGUCAAGUGCACUGCCGAUAUGUUUUAUGAGUUUUUCAAGAACAACAUAACCCAGCUCGUGAAUUGUUUUCCAGAAACGUAUAAGAGCAUUGAAGUUAUAGAUCAAGGAGAUGAACCUAGUGUUGGCAGUGUCAGGCUCUGGAAAUAUGAACUCGAUGGUCAUUUUAUCACAACCAAGGAGGAGAUGAUAGCCGUGAACGGUGCAAAUAAGUCGAUCACUUGGAACUUUUUGGAUGGAGAUGUGAUGAAUUUUUAUAGAAGCUUUCAGAUCAAACUGGUCUCUGUUACUCCGAUCGGUGAGGGUUCCUGUUUGGCGAAAUGGUCUGUCAAUUUUGAGAAAGACAAAGGAGAUCUCCCUUAUCCAACUGCUUUUAUGAAAUUGCUGCAUAAGAUUUCUGUAGAUUUACCUUCUAAGCUACAGAAACAGGGCUAAUACCUCUCUAUGUACACAUGAAACUGCCUUUAUGAAAUUGCUGCAUAAAAGAUGUGUAGAGAUCCUACAUUCGUACAUCUAAUUAAAUAACAGCAGCAUCAUUCACAGUAGGAUGGGAUUCUAAGGCUCAUACUGUGUCUUUUGGGACAUUCGGCUUC